AUGCAGGUGCCAUUGUUGCGGCUUCAGUGUGGCUGCAACAGCUACGACUGGGGAAAGGUUGGAGAAGACUCUGCUGCCGCCAAAUAUGCCUCCGCUACCCCUUCGGAAGGCUUCUCGAUACAAGAGGACAAACCCUACGCAGAGCUAUGGAUGGGCACGCACCCAUCCCUCCCCUCCAAAGACCUGACCACCGGCCGCUCACUCCUCGACCUCGUCGGCGACAACCAAUCCCUCAUGGGCUCCGACAUAACCAGCAAAUACAACUCCAAACUCCCCUUCCUCUUCAAAGUCCUGUCAAUCAACAAAGCCCUCUCGAUUCAAGCCCACCCCAACAAGAAGCUGGCCGAGAAACUUCACGCCCAAGACCCCAAGAACUACCCCGAUGACAAUCACAAGCCCGAAAUGACCAUCGCCAUCACCCCCUUUGAAGGCCUCUGCGGCUUCCGGCCGCUCCAACAAAUCUCCGGAUUCCUCGCCACCGUCCCGCCUCUUCGAGAAUUGGUCGGCGACGACAACGCCAAAGGCCUCGAGCGCGCCGCCUCAUCCUGUGAGCCCGCCAAACCCGCCCUCCGCGCCGCCUUCACCGCCCUGAUGAAGAACUCCAAGGACACCAUAACCGCCAAAUCCAAGGACCUGCUCUCGCUUGCCGAAGGCAACAAACUCAACCCUCCCGAACUCAACGAACUAGUCACCCGCUGCAACACCCAAUUCCCCCACGACAUCGGCCUCUUCGUCCUCUUCUUCCUCAACUACGUCAAGCUCUCCCCCGGCCAAGCAAUGUACCUCAAAGCCGACGACAUCCACGCCUACAUCUCCGGCGACAUCAUCGAGUGCAUGGCCUCCUCCGACAAUGUCAUCCGCGCCGGCUUCACACCCAAAUUCCAGGACGUCAAUACCCUCACCGAGAUCCUGACCUAUGACCACGAACCCGCUGAGAAGCAGUAUUUGCAGCCGGUGGACUAUCCGUAUGUAAAGCUGGAUCGGGCGGCGUAUUCAAGCAAUUCGGAGAUUUUGCUGUAUGACCCGCCGAUCGAGGAGUUUUCGGUCGUGCGCACCGUGCUCAAAGCUAAGGAUGCUAAGGCCACAUUCGAGGGUCUUGCGGGACCAAGUAUCGUCAUCUGUACGAGCGGCUCCGGCAAAAUCAGUGUUGGGCCGAAGGAAGAAGAGAUCAAGGAGGGGUUUGUCUACUUCGUAGGCGCGACUGCUGAGCUGGUGCUGCAAAGUGGGAGUGAGGAGAUGGUCACCUUCAGGGCCUUCUGCGAGAUCGAUGGGCAUCAGAACGGUACUAACGGGGCGUGA
This is a messenger RNA of Cyphellophora attinorum, 1299 nucleotides long. RefSeq names its product Mannose-6-phosphate isomerase. Gene Ontology annotation, biological process: carbohydrate metabolic process; GDP-mannose biosynthetic process. The transcript is spliced from 4 exons. Bases 1 to 1299 code for a protein of 432 amino acids. Gene Ontology annotation, cellular component: cytosol. Lineage: Eukaryota; Fungi; Ascomycota; Eurotiomycetes; Chaetothyriales; Cyphellophoraceae. The record is from RefSeq and is a predicted model, not a curated record. Gene Ontology annotation, molecular function: mannose-6-phosphate isomerase activity; zinc ion binding.